Messenger RNA from Pelobates fuscus (common spadefoot toad), 1012 nucleotides. RefSeq names its product tetraspanin 8 (gene TSPAN8). The transcript is spliced from 8 exons. Bases 145 to 837 code for a protein of 230 amino acids. Gene Ontology annotation, cellular component: plasma membrane. The record is from RefSeq and is a predicted model, not a curated record. NCBI's taxonomy places the organism in Eukaryota, Metazoa, Chordata, Amphibia, Anura, Pelobatidae.
UUUAUUGAGGAACAUAGUGCACAUUACAUUGUUCUGUUUCAGUUUGUGUCAGAGCGAAAGGCCAGCUGCCACAUACAUUUUCCCAUUUGUGUCAGAGCUAACGACUGGUUUAAGACUCAAGCUGCACAAAGACUGUUUGGAAAAAUGGCAGGGGUGAACAAAUGCCUGAAAUAUUCCAUGUUUGCAUUCAACUUUUUGUUCUGGUUAUGCGGCUGCGUUAUUUUGGGCGUCUCCAUAUAUCUCCGUGUCAGUAAAGAUGCUCGUCAGAAUUUGAAUUUAGAUGGCACUGGCUUACUGUCUGCCAUUGACCUAAUGAUAGCAGUGGGAUCUAUAAUUAUGGUGCUCGGAUUUUUUGGCUGCUGUGGAGCAAUAAAGGAAAGCCGGUGUUUACUGCUUCUGUUCUUUAUUGGAUUAUUUCUGAUUCUGGCACUUCAAAUAACAGCAGGAAUUCUAGGAGUCGUAUAUAAAUCAAAGAUUGAAGCACAAGUUAACACAACACUACAUGAACGCCUACCAUUAAGCUCCCAGACCGAGGAGUUUAGACAAAACUUAGAAACUAUUCAGAAAGAGAGUAAAUGCUGCGGUCUUGUUAAUGGUUAUUUAGACUGGGCAAAUAGUAUUCCAGCAUCCUGCACAUGCAGUGGUGCAAAUGAUAUCAGUGAAUGCAUCCUUGUCGGAGGAAGAUCAAUUUACAAACAGCCCUGUUCAGAAGUGUUCACUGACUACUUCAAGAGCCACCUUGUAAUCAUUAUUGGGAUAGCUUUUGGACUGGCCGCAGUGGAGCUUUUUGGCCUUGGUUUUUCAAUGACUUUAUACUGCCAAAUAGGGAAGAAAUAAGGAGAAGAGGUGCUUUUUUCAACUGUUUACCAAAGAUAAACACCUUGCAGCCAGCAGAUCUACAGAACAUCUCCAUAUUUCAACGGACACAGCCAGUCAUAAAACAAGUUUCCAGAUGCUAUGAAUUAAGGUUUCUAUUGUUUGUUUCCGAAGGAUUAAAGUCUUUAAUAAUUUU